CAACUACCGCCAUACCACCUGACCGGACAGCCCCUCAACGGGUAGGUCACACUUAGCUUUGUUGGGGUGGACGGGCUCAACCCGACUUGACUGGUUGGGCGAAUGGGUUUGUAGAUAAAAAUACACUUUUCCACUAGACUCUUUUGUUGAGUUCUUUUUGUCACUCGCUCACUGUUAGUCUGAAUUGUUUGUUACUGUUGCCUUCCUUCACUCUUUUAUCCACGAAUUCCCGUCAAUCUCGGCCCGCCCAGAAUAUCAAAAUGAGAAACACCCACCAGACUCUCAAGAGAGCGGCGAGUCUCUACAGCACUUCCCAGUUAAGAUACAGCGCCUCAUCUACUCUGCGAUUCCAAUCCCGCCUUUUACAUGCUCAAUUCCGCUCACUCUCGUCGGCUGCAGGCUCCCAGGUGGUGAACAGCCCGGCACCAAACAAGUACCAGAAGCCGGACUCGUUCGCUGGCCGGAACAGUCUCCUGCAGGCUACCAUUGCAGCAGACGCGCCCAGGAAUGACUGGACGAAGGAGGAGAUCCGAGAAAUAUACCAAACUCCGCUGAUGGAGUUGGUCUACUCGGCUUCAACCCUCCACCGACGAUUCUUUGACCCCGCCAGCGUCCAGCUCUGCACGCUCAUGAAUAUCAAGACAGGUGGAUGCUCAGAAGACUGCUCCUACUGCGCCCAGUCGAGCCGGUACAAGACGGGUGUAAAGGCAACAAAGAUAUCAUCCGUCGAUGAGGUCCUCCAGGCUGCAAAAAUCGCAAAAGAAAAUGGAUCGACUCGGUUCUGCAUGGGGGCCGCCUGGAGGGACAUGCGGGGCCGCAAGACGAACCUCAAGAACAUCAAAGCGAUGGUGAAAGGGGUGAGGGAGCUCGGGAUGGAGGCCUGCGUCACUCUAGGGAUGAUUGACGAAAACCAAGCGGCGGAACUGCGCGAUGCCGGACUCACUGCAUACAACCACAACGUCGACACCUCCCGGGAGUACUAUCCAAACGUCAUCACAACCCGGACCUACGACGAACGACUCAAGACAAUCAACAACGUCCGCCAGGCCGGAAUCCACGUCUGCUCGGGUGGAAUCCUCGGCCUCGGUGAAGAUGACGCGGACCGUGUGAGCUUCCUAUACACCGUUGCAACGAUGGAAAGCCACCCGGAGAGCUUCCCAAUCAACGCUCUCGUUCCCAUCAAGGGAACCCCACUUGGGGACGCCAGCGCCGCCAAAUCGGAAAGCGGGGAGCCGGAAUCGACCGUAACCUUCCACGAUACCGUCCGGAUGGUGGCCACUGCACGGCUUGUUCUGCCAGGCUCGGUGAUUCGGCUUGCGGCAGGGAGAAUUAAUUUGACAGAGUCCGAGCAGGCUCUUUGCUUUAUGGCUGGAGCAAAUGCAAUCUUUACAGGAGAAAAGAUGCUGACUACACCGUGCAGUGGAUGGGACGAGGACAAGGCCAUGUUUGACCGGUGGGGUCUCCGGCCGAUGCUUCCAGACGAGCUGCACGGAUCAGAGAAUAGGCAGCAUGCUGGCACCGAAGUCGGCCUCGAGCAGGAGCGUGCUGAUGCUGUGAGAAUGGCGUCUUCGUCUGCCUGAGCAGCCGAGCCGGCCAGGCUGAUUUUGGUGCCCGCAGGCAUGUGCAGAACCCUUAUUAGCCGCUGGCGAGGGUUUGUGAUGAGCAGAAUACCAGACCGACGCCGGAGGACUGUGCUGGUGAUCUUCGGGAAGCCUUU
This is a messenger RNA of Neurospora hispaniola, 1717 nucleotides long. RefSeq names its product biotin synthase. Gene Ontology annotation, cellular component: mitochondrion. The coding region runs from base 261 to 1580 and encodes 439 amino acids. Gene Ontology annotation, biological process: biotin biosynthetic process. NCBI's taxonomy places the organism in Eukaryota, Fungi, Ascomycota, Sordariomycetes, Sordariales, Sordariaceae. Gene Ontology annotation, molecular function: 2 iron, 2 sulfur cluster binding; biotin synthase activity. The record is from RefSeq and is a predicted model, not a curated record. The transcript has 2 exons.